AUGUCAAGAUCUUCAACUCCUGGCAAUAAAAGAGCUAGUGGUAGAGUACGUCGUCAUAGUGAAGUUUCUAAUGAAUCGGAAAUCAAAACACCAAAUCAUGAUGAUGAUCAUGAUGAUCAAGAAGAAGAUGAACUUCAAGAUCGUAAAAGAAGGAGAAGUAAUAUAAACUAUUCAUUAGCUAGGAAAUAUAACCAUGGGAGUUCAAAUUCAACACCAAAUGGUAAAUCAUCUAAAAAAAGUGACAAACAUUUACAUAAUGGGCUUAAUUCAAAUCAAAUAAUUAAAUCAACUAAAGAUUCAAACUUCAUUGAAGAUUCUAGAUCAUUGAAAUCUCAUCAAAAAAAUAUUCAAAAUCUAUCUGGUAUAGAUCAAUUAGCAUAUUUAUCAUCAAAACAUUCGCUUUUAACUGAAGAAUUAUUCCAUUUGAAAAGAUUUACCUCUUUAGCAACUUGGGAUCCUGAUUCUCAACCAUCAAAAUAUUAUCAUGAUUUUGUUGAAGAGGAUUAUGAUCUUUGGAAUAAUAAUAAUAAAGAUCAAAAAUCAAUACCCAAUGGUAGAAAAUCAAGACAUAGUUCAAGGGUUCAACAAAUUGAUCCAUUAAAACAAAAAAUUGAUGAAUUAAGUAUUCAAUAUGAUCCUGAAUUAUUUAAUCCUUCUCAAUUUUAUGAAGAUAAUUUCCUUAUUGAACAAACUAAAGAACAUAAACCUCAAAGAAAGGGUAAAUCAAUCAUUAUACAUCCCAUAGAAUCACCAGCUAAAUCAAAAAUAAAGCAAGAAAAUGAAUCACUGUCAUCUCCAUCACAACCACCAUCAUCAACAGGAAGAGGAAGAGGAAGAGGGAGAAAACCUAGAUCUCCUUCACCACAACCUUCACCACAACCAAAGAAACGUGGAAGAAAACCUGGUUCUAAAAAUAUCAAAAAGGAACCAAUUGAGCAAGAACAAGAUGAGGAAGAAGAUCAAAAUAGUGAAGAUGUUGAAAUCAAACAAGAUUCAAGUGAUGAAGAUUCAGAGUUUGACAUUGAAACUCCACCACCUUUUUUCCCUAAUGAUUCAAUACCCAAAGUUAAAUUUAAAUUUUCAUUACCAAAACCUUUAAUCACAAAUCCUGAUCAUAUCCCCAAACCACAGUUCAAUUCACUUGAUGAAUUUUUAAAAUCUUAUAAAUCAUUAGAUGAAGAUAUCACAAUAGAAGAAUACAAUGAACAUAUCUCAGAACAACAAUCAUUAAUUACCAAAAUCCAAAAAGCUGUUGAUAAUAAUGUCUUAACUAUUGAUAAUGAAUUCAAUUUCCAUAAAGUUCCACCUCCAUUCCCUUUCAGAAAUCCUUUAUUAAAUCAACAUACUCAUAAUGAUCAUUUAGUUGGUCAAGCUGUUCAUAUGUCUAAACUUUUUGAAAAUUCAAGAAAAUCACGUAUCCAAAGAGCAAGAAAAAUUGCUAAUAUGAUUGAAGUUCAUUUUAAAAGAGCUGCUGGUGCUGCAGAAAGAGCUAAAAAGGAAGAAGAAAGACGUAUUAAAACUUUGGCAAGAAAUGCUGUACAAGUUGUUAAAAAAAGAUGGAUGUUGGCUGAAAGAGCUUAUAAAAUUUUAAAAAAUCAAGAAGCUGAAGAAUUAAGACGUAUAAAAGGUAAAGAACAUUUAAGUCAAAUGUUGGAACAUUCAACUCAAUUAUUAGAAGCUCAAAUGACUAAACAAGAUGAUGCUGAUAAUGAUGUGGAAAUGUUGAGUGAUGAAGAUGAUGAUGCUAAAAAUGAAGUUAAUAUACCUGAUGAUGAAGAAGAUGCUAAUUUGACAGUGGAGGAGUUAAGAGCUAAAUAUGCACAUUUACAAGAUUUAAAAGAAAGUGAAGAAGAAGAAGAAGAACAAGAGGAAGGAGAAGAAGAAGAAGAAACUGAAAUUGUUCAACCAGAAUUAACUGAAAAAGAACUUGAAGCUAUAAAACAAGCUAAUGAAGAAUCAGACUCGAUGUUGGAUAGUGAUGAUUCAUUAGAUUCAGAUGACGAAUCAUCAAGUGAAGAAGAAUCAGAUGAAGAAGUUAGUGAAGAUGAUGGUAAACCAAGUGGAUUAGCUUCAUUAUUUGGUUCAGUUCCUCAACAAGAAGAAAGUGAUGAUGAAAGUGCAACUUAUUCAGAUAAUAAUGAAAAAAUUGAAGAAGAUGAAGAAUCUAAUGCAGAUGAUGAAAAAGAUGAAGAAGAAACUAAAGAAAAUUCCACUCCAAGUUCAACACCUGAUGUUAUUGAUAAAACAGAAGUUGAAGAAUCUACUAAAAAAUCAAGAUCAACUUCUGUUGAACCAAAUGAUGGUGUUGUUGAUGUACCAAAUCCUGAUUUAUUAUUAAGAGGUAAUUUAAGAACUUAUCAAAAACAAGGUUUAAAUUGGAUGGCAAGUUUAUAUAAUAAUCAUACCAAUGGUAUUCUUGCAGAUGAAAUGGGUCUUGGUAAAACAAUUCAAACAAUUUCUCUUUUAUGUUAUUUAGCUGUUUAUAAAGAAAUUUGGGGUCCACAUUUAAUUGUUGUUCCAACAUCUGUUUUAUUAAAUUGGGAAAUGGAAUUUAAAAGAUUUGCUCCAGGUUUUAAAGUUUUAGUUUAUUAUGGUUCACCUCAACAAAGAAAAGAUAAAAGAAAAGGUUGGAAUAAACCUGAUACUUUCCAUGUUUGUAUAACUUCUUAUCAAUUAGUUGUUCAAGAUCAUCAAAUUUUUAGAAGAAAACGUUGGAGAUAUAUGAUUUUAGACGAAGCUCAUAAUAUCAAAAAUUUUAAAUCUAAUCGUUGGAAUGCAUUAUUAAAUUUCAAUACAGAAAAUAGAUUAUUAUUAACAGGUACUCCAUUACAAAAUAAUAUCAUGGAAUUAUGGUCAUUAUUAUAUUUCUUGAUGCCUUCUUCAAAAGUUAAUCAAGCCAUGCCAUCAGGCUUUGCAAACUUGGAUGAUUUUCAAACAUGGUUUGGUAAACCAGUUGAUAAAAUCAUUGAAGGUGGUGAUAAUUCAGAAGUUGAUGAAGAAACUAAAAAAACUGUUCAUAAAUUACAUCAAGUCCUUAGACCUUAUUUAUUACGUCGUUUAAAAGCAGAUGUUGAAGCUCAAAUGCCUGCUAAACAUGAACAUGUUGUUUAUUGUCGUUUAUCCAAGAGACAAUAUAAAUUAUAUCAUGAAUAUUUGGCAAGAAGUGAUACAAGAGAAACUUUGAAAAAUGCAAAUUAUAUUUCAAUUAUUAAUGCAUUGAUGCAAUUAAGAAAAGUUUGUAAUCAUCCAGAUUUAUUUGAAGAAAGACCAAUUACUACAUCAUUUGCCAUUUCACAGGCAAUUCCAACAAAUUAUGAAGUUACAAAUUCUAUAGUGGAGAAAUUGUUCCAUUUAAAAGAUAAUGAUGAAAAAAUUGAUUUAAAAGUUGUUAAUUUAAUUUUUACAACUUUUGAAUAUGAAUUUACAAGACAUCAAGGAUCAUCUAUUCAAAAAGCAAGUAUUCAAGAAUCACUUAUAAAGCAAAUCAAAAGUUUAGAAGAUUCAUUAUCAUCUGAUAUUGUUGAAUCAAAUUAUUCUGAUAUUAAAGAAUUUUAUAAAUAUUCAAAACGUUUAAAUAAAUUGGAAUUUUUAGAAAAAUUGAAACAUACACUUUAUUUAAAUGAAUUAAGAACUGAUAGAGUACCAAUUCAUGGCUAUAGUUUCCUUAGAAUGUUGAAUAUUUUUGAACCAGUUCAAACAGAAUCUAUUCAUCAAGAAGAAUAUAUAAAACCUUUAGAAACUAGAAUUUUAUCAAUGAAGGAAGAAAUUGAUAGAUUUGCAUUUGUUACACCUGCUGUUGUUACUAUGAAUAUGAAACAUUUAUCAGUUACAAAAGAAUUAGAACAAGAAUUAAUUUCAAAUGAUAAUAAGAUUUCAAAUCCAUUUCAUAAAUUACAAACUAAAUUAUCAAUUCAAUUCCCUGAUAAAAAUUUAUUAUUAUAUGAUUGUGGUAAAUUACAGAAAUUAGCAAAAUUAUUACAACAAUUAAAAGAUGGUGGUCAUCGUGCUUUAAUUUUCACACAAAUGACAAAAGUCUUGGAUGUUUUAGAACAAUUUUUAAAUAUUAUGGGUAUUAGAUAUAUGAGAUUAGAUGGUGCUACUAAGAUUGAAGAUCGUCAAAUUUUAACUGAAAGAUUUAAUUCUGAUCCAAAAAUCACAGUAUUUAUAUUAUCAACAAGAUCAGGUGGGUUAGGUAUUAAUCUUACUGGUGCAGAUACUGUUAUUUUUUAUGAUUCGGAUUGGAAUCCAGCCAUGGAUAAACAAUGUCAAGAUCGUUGUCAUCGUAUUGGUCAAACAAGAGAUGUUCAUAUUUAUAGAUUUGUUAGUGAAUAUACCAUUGAAUCAAAUAUAUUGAAGAAGGCUAAUCAAAAGAGACAUUUAGAUAAUGUUGUUAUUCAAGAAGGUGAAUUCAAUACAGAUUAUUUUGGUAAAUUAUCUGUUAAAGAUUUAGUUGGUGAAGAAAUUGGUGAUGGUGAUAAUUUACUUGAUGAAAAACCAUUAUUUGGUGAUUCCACUAAAAUUGGUAAUGUAUUGGCACAAGCUGAAGAUGAUGCAGAUGCAGCAGCAGCUAAAGAAGCUAUGAAAGAAGCAGAUUUAGAUAAUGAAGAAUUUGAUGAAGAUAAAUCAACACAAGCUAAUUCUAAAAAUGGGACACCUGGUGUUACUAAUGAUAAUAAAGUUGGUAUUGCAGGUGAUGAAUUUGAUGAUGAUGAUAAUUAUGGUCACAUUGAUGAAUAUAUGAUUAGAUUUAUUGCCAAUGGACAUUACUAUGAUUAA
This is a messenger RNA of Hansenula ciferrii, 4776 nucleotides long. RefSeq names its product chromatin-remodeling protein SWR1 (gene SWR1). The record is from RefSeq and is a predicted model, not a curated record. Gene Ontology annotation, molecular function: ATP hydrolysis activity; histone binding; ATP binding. NCBI's taxonomy places the organism in Eukaryota, Fungi, Ascomycota, Saccharomycetes, Phaffomycetales, Wickerhamomycetaceae. The coding region runs from base 1 to 4776 and encodes 1591 amino acids. The transcript has a single exon. Gene Ontology annotation, cellular component: Swr1 complex.